AGUUAGCAGCUGUCCAAUGUCAUAAGCUUCCCUUUCUUUGUUUUCUUGAGAGCACGAAACAACUAUAGCACAGAAACGCGUAAACUUCAGCUAUUAGUGCCAUCGAUCCUUAAGUACACUCGAGGUUAGCGUCCAAAUAAACCGUUAUACAGAGAAGCCUUGCUGCGCUCCAGCGGAUGGUGCCUGGAAGGAUGAUUCGCUUGAAGAUUGAUUCAGUUGCCGCGGGUAUAUGGCUGGCCAUUUACUUUUCGUUCGCUGGCCGUUACACCCCCCUACUGAAGGACGUUAACAUUUAUCCAGAAAGAAUGAGCCGAAGGUGGCGCCCGUCUUUCACCGCUGUCCGUCGAGCUUUCCGGGGGUGCGAAAACACGCACGCUCCCGGUAGUCACGCAGGUGCUUAAGCGGAUCUUGGUAGCCAACACCUUUUCGCUCGCGUGCGCCGCCGUGAUUGAAAAGAGGAAGAAGGGAGCACGCUCGUUGGGGCGCAUAAUACGCGCCCAUCCAGGUGUCCGCAGCACGUCGGCUUAUUUUUCCCCCGCCACUAUCUCCCUUGUCAUCGUUGUGCGCAAGCGCGUGCGGAGAGGAACGAGUCUGCCGCCGCGCGGUGGUCGCCUCGGCGCGAGCGGCCCAAACAGGUUGCACUGCAGAAAGCUGACCACGGGGCGCCGUCUUCCGCCCCACGCAGUAGUGACGGAGCGGUCGCGAAGUGGCGAAAAGUCGUCGGCGGUACCACCAGGUGGUGGCGAUGAGCGGCACGACCAGGCUGCUCGCAUUGUGCCUCCUGUCGAGCGCCGUGCGCGGCGUGCCCAAGCCGCAGCAGACAGCCCUGGAAGGCCUGGUCGCUGCACGGGAUGUCCUGUCCACCCUCGAGACGACGCCGCUGCAGAAUGUGGUGCUCCAAGACCGCGCAUUCCGCGUCGGCCUCGGCGCAUUCAGUGGCGAGGCCACUCUCUCCAACGGGACUCUGCGCAGUGUCUCCGGUGUGCGGGCCGUCAACCUGACGCCAGCCGACGGCUCUGAGUCUUCGGUCAUCCGCGCCGAUCUGCCCCUGAGCAAGAUGGUCAUCCACUACAACGCCAACGUUACGUUCAACUCACGCACCGAACUGGCCGGAAUGGACGUCGAGGUGGACUCGCUCGAGCUGGUCGUGGAGCUGAGCCACGAGGGCAAGGGCCAGCUGGAGCUGCAGUCCGUCGAGGCCCGCGACAUGGCUGAGAUGCGUGUGCGGUUCAGCGGCCUCCGCGUGUUCCAGGCACAGAGCGACCUGCUCUCGUUGCUCUUCCGCGGCGCGUUUCGCUUCGACAUCGAGGACGAGGUGGUGGCCAUCUUCGAGGACAUUUUGCGCGAGCUGGUCGACACCCACAACAUCAACAACCUGUGAUACACGUACAGUGCUGCUCUUGGCGAAGAUCAGUUGGGCAGUGAAAUAUGCUUCGCAGACAAUGUCGUGUUCCUACCGCAAUGCUGGUCAUGUGCUGAUUGCCGCUUCGGUCAUAAUCGCGACUAUUAAGGCGAUCCUCACUGGUCUCUUUCAUACGAGACGCCCCGUUCAUAAAAGCGGAUAUGUCUGUCUAAUCAA
Dermacentor silvarum is the source of this 1579-nucleotide messenger RNA. RefSeq lists its product as uncharacterized. Bases 746 to 1381 code for a protein of 211 amino acids. The record is from RefSeq and is a predicted model, not a curated record. NCBI's taxonomy places the organism in Eukaryota, Metazoa, Arthropoda, Arachnida, Ixodida, Ixodidae. The transcript has 2 exons.